Molecule: messenger RNA, 1490 nt
Organism: Candoia aspera
Lineage: Eukaryota; Metazoa; Chordata; Lepidosauria; Squamata; Candoiidae
Gene: RPUSD3
Product: RNA pseudouridine synthase D3
Exons: 9
Coding region: 204-1178 (324 amino acids)
Biological process (GO): enzyme-directed rRNA pseudouridine synthesis
Molecular function (GO): pseudouridine synthase activity; RNA binding
Source: RefSeq, a predicted model, not a curated record
CGCGCACUCGGAAUGUUCCGGGCUGUCCUCCGCCACCUGGUCUGCGCGCGCGGCAGGUCGCGCGCGCGCUUCAGCACCCCACCGGCUUGGUAAGAAAGUCAGCUUGCAAGCCCGGCGGACCGUCAAACUCCUGGGGGAGAUGAGUUGUAGCCAUUCGUACCAUAAUUCAUUCGCCUCCUUCGAGCGAGGCUUCUGUCGGUGUGAUGCGUGGCAGGCAGCAGCUCAACAGGUAUCACUUGCUGAAGCAAAAAAAAUUGGAGAAAUCAAUGAGAGAAAUACCCAAUAAAACAAGCUUACUGAAACCCUUAAAAUCACUGGAGCCUAAGUCACUGUUGAAACUACUGGAAGCAUCUAUUGUACAUGCAGAUGGUACACUUGUGGCCCUUAAUAAACCUUGUGGUGUCCCUGUAACAGGCAAGUCAGAAGACCUGACUUUGCAAUCUGUCCUACCACAGCUAAGCCAGAAACUAAAUCUCCCACAAGAUCCCCAGGUGAUCAAAGCUCCAGAAAAGGAAUGUUCUGGACUUGUUCUGCUGUCGAGCUGCCCAAACACAACCCGGUAUCUCCAAGAUUUUUAUAUUCGGUGUAAGAGUAAAAAACAUCCAGUUGCAACAUACUGUGCUGUGACCACCAGGACUCCAGCAGCUAUGGAAGGGGAAAUUCAUACAGGCCUCAAGCUGGUGAACAUUGAUGGCUUUGACCUGGUGGUGCCGGUGGCUUCUCCUUCUCGUAAGAGCCUCCAAAGAACGGAGGUAAAAAAGACAGCGACGUACUACAAAGUGCUAGAUUCAAAUGAAGGCUGUGCCUUGUUGCAGCUGCAGCCAGUGACAACCUUUCGGAACCAGCUCCUGGUGCACCUGACGCUGAUCCUGAGCCCGGCGCUCGGGGAUCAUGUGUAUUCUUCUCGGGUGGGAACAGUUCUUGGAGAACCCUUUCUUUUGCCUGCUGAGAGUGCUCUGCCUCGGACACAGGUUCUAGAGGAACAUCUGAUGAAAAAGCUCCAGGUGCAGCAACAAGUGAUGUUUCGCUUGCAACUUCACCUCCACCUCCACCAACUUGUCCUCCCUGAUGACUGCUGUUCUUCCCGCACUAUAUUGGUCGCUCCUCCUCCUCCUCUUUUCCGCCAGACACUUCACAAUCUUGGACUUAACUUGCCCCCUGAGAGAAACAAGCAGUGAAAAAACGUGUGAAGCGCUUGUCUGAAUUCAGUAAAUGCUGGCGGCCCUGUCACGUGAACAUGGCUGCCUUAAAAUCCAGCAGCAGGCCUCCCACGCAAGAAGUUCCUACCGUUGUGGAAGAAAACUUUGCUCCUUCUGGAAGGAGGCUCGGGUGUAUAUUGUGUAUCACCGGAGCUGCUUGAAUAGGUGGCAUACAAAUGAUUGGGAGUGAAGAAAGGCUUAUUCAGAAGUGUGAUAAGAGGGAAAUUUCUAAGUAAAAACUUCCUUUGUAACCAACUGGUAUAAUCUGGCUACAGAAGGUAUUUUAAGGUG